AUGACAAUGGAGAAAAAAGUGAGGAAAAAAUUGGAAAAUGAACGAGAUGAACAAGAAUUUGAAUUGGAAAAAUUGAAAGAAAAUGCACAAAAAACAAUGACGAAAGUGGAAACGCUGAAGGAAAGUUGUCGUGAGAAAGAUAACGAGAUUCGAAGAUUAGAAAAGAAACUAGAGCAAAUAACUGAGGAAUCGGAAACAAAUAUAGCUGAGAUGAAAAAGAUUCAUAAGCGAUCGAAGGACGAAUUACAGAAUCGUUUGGAUGAAUUAAAAAAAGUUUGUCAAAAACUGGAAACAGAAAAUAAGGCGCAGAAAAUGAAACUUGAAUAUUCCGAAAAAGAGCGAGAAUCUUCCGUCGAAUCAGAUUACGUAUCUGGUGGUAGGCAAAGUCGUUUGGGUAGUCGACAGUACUCUUCUAGUUCAGCCGGAUCCAUUGGCUCUAUCCGUACAUUGAGCAGACGAACGGUUGAGCCCGAAAAUAAAUUUUCUUCCGGAUUUCGUAGCCCUUCCACAUUUUCAUUGAGUUAUUAUUCGAGUGAUCAAUACAAUCUCUCCAGGAGUUCCUCACAAAGUCAAUUUGCUAACGAACGGAAAAUUUCGCAGUUGGAAAGGCAAAUUGCUUCCGCACACACCGAUACACAAAUGAUGAAACGUGAAAUUGAAGUGUAUAAAUCAACUUUAGCAAAAAAUGAGGAAGAACGAGAUAAGCUAUCGCAAAUGGUUCGUACAUUGGAUAUUUCUGUGAAGAAAUUGGAACAAUCACUGUCAGAUGAAGCAAGAAGAAAUCAUGAAUAUGAAUUACGCUUGAAGAGAACUCAAAAUGAAUUAGAAAAUGUACGAAGUAAGUAUGAAAAAGCGGUAAAAGAUGGACAAAUGGAAAUCCUAGAAGAAAGAAGAAAAAUGAGAAUGGAAAUGGAUGCUUUAUCACGAGAAAAUGAAAUGAAAAAACGUGAUGCAAAAGAAGCACGAGUAAUCGAAGAGUUACAAAAAGAACUUAAUUUUAGAACAUCACAACUUAAUCGAGUUAUGGCACAAGUUAGUCAUCUUGAAAAUAUCAACAAAUCACAGGGUGUUUAUGGUGAAACAUGGGAACAUCAAUAUCGGAUGACACUUACUGAAUUAGAAUCAUUACGUGAGGAAAAUAUAAGCUUAAAAACAAAAAUACGUCGACAAUAUCGUGAAAUUGAACUUUUAAAACAGCAAUCAGAAAUGGAAGCAGACGUUGCUAUAUUGGAAAAUAAAAUGGGAAUAUCUGGAAUGAAUACAACAACAGCAACAACAACAACAACAGCGGAAAGUUCACAUGAUAAAAACGACUUUUAA
Molecule: messenger RNA, 1320 nt
Organism: Cercopithifilaria johnstoni
Lineage: Eukaryota; Metazoa; Nematoda; Chromadorea; Rhabditida; Onchocercidae
Source: the annotation of a GenBank genome assembly